AUUCAGCACGUGUUCUUCAUUCAGCCGUUCCAGUCAGUCGCGAGUUUCAUAACUUUCUUUUGCCGCAUGCGCGGCAUCGGCACAUAUGGCCUGAGGAGAUACCGGCUCCGGUUAUGCCUGACAUCCUGCAGGAUGCAGUUGCUUGCAUCCCUUGCUUUUGCCGGCCGAUUGCAUGCGACCAAAUUCGUCCCGUUCUCGAAGAUCCAAUCAGGCAGGAGAUGUACCAGCCUGGAGGCGGACAAGCAACCCAACGGUUCCUCCAAAUUUAACCCGGGAUCGAAUGUUUGCAACACCUCGGCACGACACCUCUCUUUGCGCAAGGGAGAGCCGCAUGCAAUGCAUUCUCAGGUUCAGUAUCGCAGCUCAAAUCACCACGUGUUUACUGAAUCAUGCAAAUGGUCGGUUCCUAUAUUCCGGUGUUCAAAUUGCAUCCCUUGGACUCAACAUGUGCUGUGCCACAUUGGCGCAUAGACCUGAAUCGCCGUACAGAUGUGGAGCCCCCCGGACCCUGGCAUUCCCACCACAGUGCGAACGUCUAAAUCCAAGACAAGUCCUAUGCUUGCCGCACUUAUACCCACAUCGCAGCGCCGUACAUUAGCUUGUCGUGUUCCAAGGCCUGGAAGAGGCUGGAUGCACGUUGAGCAGCAUUAUUGGAUCGAUGGACGGACGCAUAAGAAGCUCGAAGCCC
This is a messenger RNA of Alternaria alternata, 688 nucleotides long. RefSeq lists its product as hypothetical. The coding region runs from base 173 to 598 and encodes 141 amino acids. Lineage: Eukaryota; Fungi; Ascomycota; Dothideomycetes; Pleosporales; Pleosporaceae. The transcript has a single exon. The record is from RefSeq and is a predicted model, not a curated record.